Motacilla alba alba is the source of this 2546-nucleotide messenger RNA. RefSeq names its product cysteinyl-tRNA synthetase 2, mitochondrial (gene CARS2). Gene Ontology annotation, molecular function: ATP binding; cysteine-tRNA ligase activity. The record is from RefSeq and is a predicted model, not a curated record. Gene Ontology annotation, cellular component: cytoplasm. Lineage: Eukaryota; Metazoa; Chordata; Aves; Passeriformes; Motacillidae. Bases 1016 to 2446 code for a protein of 476 amino acids. The transcript is spliced from 16 exons. Gene Ontology annotation, biological process: cysteinyl-tRNA aminoacylation.
GAAGGGUCACCGGCAGACGCCGCUGGGGGCUGCGUUGUACAGGAGGCCGGCGGCGGAACGCCCCCGCUCCGCAUGGUUGCCGGCGGAGAGAGCUUGCUGCCGGCGAGGAGGAGCAGAAGGGGAGCCCGGGUACAGCCCUGUGCCCCCCGCCUUCUCCCCGCCAGAGUGUCCCGGCGGUCGUGCGGAGGAGCCCCGCUGUCGGUCAGCGUUGCCUUUGUGUCCUGGAGCCUGCAGGCACCCGGCUCUGCCAGGAUCGGGGAGCGAGGAAGGCGGGGCUGGAAAGACCUACCCCAGCUCUGCUGAAGCAAAACAACGUGCGCUUUCUGCCUCUUGUUUUUUUGUAGCAGACGUCACUGGCAAUCCCCUAAUUUAGGGGAGACUGAGUCAUCACUCCUGAGCGCCCAGACUCGCCGGUGCAGUCGCUGCUCAGUGCGGCCCUGGCGUUGUGCUCGCUGCAGGAGCGGCGGCCUGGCUGCGCGCCUCAGCGGCUGAGCCCCUGCUCAGUGAUUUUGCUGCUGCUGCCAUCAGCUUGGUGCUUCCGAAUUGGGGUUUCCAGGGAAGAACAGGCACCUGUUUAGCAACACUUCCAGUAUCGUCCCUCCCACCCUCCCGUGGGAGGCAUGCACAGAGAUACUUUCUGAGGAGUGGAGACAGUACCUCAGACCAAACAUUUUGAACUGAUCCCGACCCGCUGUUUCAGGCAGAUGUCAGAGGGCACUUGUUUUCUGAAGAUCCCUGAGCUAACAGACUGCCAGCGUUCUCUGUCCUGAAAGGCAAUGCAAAAAUAGAUUCACUCCCUAAAGUGACCGAAUUGACUUGACACAAUGGAGACCAUUACGCUGAAUUAGUCACACAUUUCCUACAAACAUCUCCCUUAAAAACCUCGCUGAGAAGAAGCCGCGCUGGGGUGAUACCGAAGCACGAGGCUGGGUACAGCUGCGGGCCGACGGUGUAUGACCAUGCACACCUCGGGCACGCCUGCUCCUAUGUUAGGUUUGAUAUAAUUCGUAGGAUAAUGACAAGGUUUUUUGGAAUUGAAGUUAUCAUGGUGAUGGGGAUCACGGACAUAGAUGACAAGAUAAUAAAAAGAGCCAAUGAGAUGAAUAUAUCGCCAGUAGCUCUUGCUCGUAUUUAUGAAGAAGACUUUAAACAAGAUAUGGCUGCCUUAAAGGUCCUUCCUCCUACGGUGUAUAUGAGGGUGACUGACAAUAUUCCUCAAAUAAUUUCCUUUAUAAAAACAAUAAUUUCCAGUGGACAAGCUUAUGCAACCUCUCAAGGCAAUGUUUAUUUUGAUGUUAAGUCCUGGGGAAAAAGAUACGGAGUGUUUACUGCUAUUAACCCUGAUACCCAAGAUGAAGCAGUUGAUUCUGAUAAACGACAUGGUAAAGAUUUUGCCCUGUGGAAGGCUGCCAAGCCUCAAGAGCUAUCUUGGAAUUCUCCCUGGGGAAAAGGACGACCUGGAUGGCACAUUGAAUGUUCCACAAUAUCAAGUGCAGUGUUUGGAAAGCAGCUGGACAUCCAUACCGGUGGAAUAGAUCUUGCAUUUCCUCAUCAUGAAAAUGAAAUUGCACAGUGUGAGGUGUAUCAUCAGUGUGAGCAGUGGGGGAAUUACUUUCUGCAUUCUGGGCACUUGCAUGUCAAAGGAAGUCAAGAAAAAAUGUCAAAGUCAUUAAAAAACUACAUAACGAUUAAGGAUUUCCUGAAGAAAUGCUCGUCAGAUCAAUUCCGAAUGUUUUGUUUGCGUGGCAGAUACAGCUCAGCAGUAGAAUUUAGUGAGGAGAGCAUGGAAGAUGCAAAGAACCUUCUUCAGGCAAUCUCCUCAUUUAUUAGAGAUGCAAAUGCUUAUAUAAAAGGACAGCUGGUGUGUGACCCUGUUAGAGAAGACAUAUUGUGGGAAAGGCUAGCCAACACAAAAGUAACCGUGAAGGCUGCGUUUGCAGAUGACUUUGACACCUCCAGGGCUGUUGCAGCAAUUAUGGACCUCGUUCACCAUGGCAACAGACAGCUUAAGGCUGUUACUAAGGAUGCUGGAUCUCCUAGAAGCUCUGUUGUGUAUGGAAGCAUUAUUUCCUAUAUUGAAGGCUUUUUCGGUGCCCUUGGGAUGUCCUUUGGAGAAAGACAGGUGGCUGUGGGAGGAGACAAGUCUGCAGUGCUCUCCAGCGUCAUUGAAGAGCUGGUGAGGUUCCGCUCGAAGGUGCGGCAUUACGCGCUGGCUCUGCCGGAAACGGCAGACGCCGCGCCAGUGGAGAGUGCAGCAGGAGCCGAGGAAUCCCAACAGGAGCAGAAGGAAAAGAGGAAGCAGUUAAUGCAGGAGAGAAAGCCCCUCUUGGAGGCUUGUGACAGUCUGCGUGGAGACCUUGCUGCCUUUGGAAUCCACAUAAAGGACAGAGCUGCUGUUUCAACCUGGGAAAUUGUGGAAGGAGGGCAGACAGAGAAGAAAAGCUGAUCCUUCAUCCUUGGACUUGUUUUUUAUUUCAGCUACUUCAGCAACUGUUGUAAAUACUAAUUCUUUCAAAAUAAAAUCUGUUGAACAGAAUGGCUAAAAA